GACGGCGUUCCUCAUACGGUCGGUCUCAUACGUUACUUCACGAGUGUGUAUCGAUUAUCAACGAUUGUCCCCUAUAAACGUCUGGAAAGUUCGUCUGGAAUAAUUUUCCGGGGGCUUUGUUCCGCGCUUGUUUGGCAGUGAGCCUCUUUCCUCGCAUGACCAAGCAGAACGAGUGUUGGUUCAGAAUUCACUGAUUUCGUUUAAUACUGGUUAAACGCGAUAAACCAUGAAGUUUUGGCGUGCAGUCUGCAUUUGGAUUUCUUGUGUUGUGAUGCAAAAUGUAUCCACUGGUGCCUCGACGAUAAGGAAAUACUACAUUGCCGCUGUAGAGAAAGAAUGGGACUACGCUCCGAGUGGCUAUAACAAGGUGAAAGGCGUCAAGCUUGCCGGCGACGGGUAAGAUAAAUAGAAAAGAGGCCAUUAUGACACGAUUAUGAGCCGAUUCCUCCGCGGGAAGGUACAGCGGGAAGAGUCUCUAGACAACCAAAAUGAAGCCAUGCGUUAUGCAAUACUUUGAUUUGUAGUACGUGAUGGUUGAAGAUACAGUGACAUUUGUUAUAUAGAGGAAAUUUCAAGGCACUUAGUUCUAAGUUACCAAAUUCAGUCCGAGAAUUAAUGUAAGUGGGGAUACAAUCUUAUCAUUUGGAAAAUAGCCAUCGUCCAUCUUUGCUUUCGAUUUGCGUGAUUUAAUUUUGCUUCGCCGGUUUGCUUUUAACUCUUUUGACUACCGUGAAUUGAUUUGCUCCAGUCACAACGAUGGAACUUUUGAAUUAUGCUAUGUUUUCACUGAUCUAAAAAUGACAAAAAAGACAAAAAAUCAGUGGUUACUAUUGUAGAAUGCUGCUCGCAGGCUGCGUUUCUCUCGGGAUUCCUUCAUUUCCGUGAUAUGCAAGCCGAAUAACAGCUGGGAUUUCCGGGAGUCUUCUGAGGUCACGGUCGUGUUGUGAACUAGUGUCAGAUGUUUGUGUUCGAGAGUUUUUGUUUCUGUUUUAGAGAUGCAUAAUAGCAACUGAUAAAGACGAUGAAUGCUGUUUCCAGUUGCUUUCCUUUGUCUUAGACAGCUACAACUGAUGUACAUUCCUACAUCACAGGGAACUGACUUUUUUUAUCCGUAUGUCACGCAAAUAUUGAAACAAAAAUAUAUUUUGAAAGAUCUAUUUAUCACCCAUCAUUUAGGAUACCUGCAAUGUUUUGUUAAAUUCCUCUUAAACUCUCAGAAAUAUCAGAUCCCAAAAUUAAAAAAAAGAAGAUGAUAAUUCUCACGCACCCCUCUCUCUUUUCUUGGAGGGAGGAAGAGAGAGGACCCUGGGAACAAGUUUGAAAUGUAUGUUUUGCACUCUCCCCUCUCCCCUGCUCUUAUUUUUAUAGGUUUGGUACGGACUUUUAUAAAAUUUCACAGUAUGAUAAAUCGAUCUGUGAAGAGGUAAUUUAUUUCACUUGAAAGCAUCAAAAUUGCAAUUUUGUGUACCAUAAGUAAUUUUAAAACAAUGGACCUUUAUCAUGCGAUGGCCAUUUUGUCUCGGGAGGUUUGAAAAGCUUUGUUUAUGUGCGGCUAGCCUUGUUCUCUCUACGAGGCCAGCUGUACAUAAACAAAGCUUUUUAAAUAUCCUUUUUUUUCAGAGUUUGGAAUCUGAUAUUCUGGGAGUUUAAGAGGUUUUUUUACAAACCUUGGCAAGUUUCCUAAAUGAUGAGUGAUAAAUAGAUCUUUAAAAAUAUAUUUUUGUUUCAAUAUUUGCAUGACAUAUGGAUAAAAAAAGUCAGUUCUCUGUGGUGUAGGAAUGUAGGUGUCUCAGACAAAGGAAAGCAACUGGAAACAGCAUUCAUCGUCAUUAUUGGUUGCUAAAACAGACACAAAAACUAUCAAACACAAAAAUCUGACACUAGUUCACACCACGACUGUGACCUCAGAAGAUUACUGGAAAUCCCAGCUGUUAUUUGGCUUGCAUAUCACGGAAAUGACCCUUUGGGAGGAGUAUUGGCUGUCCUGAAGAUAAAGAAUGGGUACAGACAAUGUUGUUUUGUUUUUUAUCUUCUAAAAAUUUUAAAAAGUUUAAUAUUCUAUGAGAAGUGUUUCAAUUUUGGAAGCAAGGACCAACAUUACAAAAUAGAAGGACUGGAUCUAAUCAGUUGAGAAUUAAAAUAUCUGAACAAUGGAAAGAAGCAAGGCUGAUUUUACAGUCGGGAAUAUAAUUUUUUUUGUUUUGCCAAUAUUUCGAAAGGCAUGGCCUUUUUACUUCAUGGUCUCGCAUACAUAUGAGAAGUCUGGAACAAAAAAGUGGUUCUUAAUGACCAUUUGGCCCACUACUGUGUGAUAUCUGCAUGGCAUUCGAUUUUUUGGGAGAUUAUUUCUUGACUACCUCAUUAAAGGUAGAGUAUAAAAAUUUAAAUUACCCCAACAUCAGUCUGUGUGUGGUCAUUCCUUUUUUUGGCACCUAAAGGAGACCAUUGGUAUUUCAUGGAUAUUUCUUGGCGCACAGCUUCAAGCCAUAAAUGUAUGGAUAAAAAUAUUGGUUUUUCCCCCUGAAUAUAUAAGAAAUAUCAAACCUGCAAUUUCCCCAUAACUAUCAUGGAUUUUUUCCGGGGAUUUCUCAGUUAUGAAUUCUGUGCUUCACGUUCGGCCAUUCAUUUUAAAAUUCUCGUGCGUUAAAUAGAGAAUGACCCUUAUUUUCACUCUUACUUUUAUGCAGUGAUGCUGCAGUCUUUACGACCCGUGGUAACCACACAAUAGGACACAAGUAUAAGAAGUUUCUGUUUCGUGAGUACGAGGAUGCUAACUUCCAAAAGGAAAAGUCGCACCCACCCUACCUUGGGUUUCUGGGGCCUAUACUCAAGGGAGAGGUGGGAGACACGAUUGUGGUUCACUUCAAGAACAAGGCCAAAGGUAACUUUUCAGUACACCCACACGGUGUGUUUUACUCGAAGGACUCGGAAGGCGCCUUGUAUGUGGAUGAGACAAAGGGAGCGUCGAAAAAAGACGACCAUGUGCCGCUGAAUGGUGAACACACGUACACUUGGAGGAUAACUGAGGACCACGCCCCAACAGGCGAUGACGAUGAUUGUCUUACCUGGAUUUACCAUUCACACGUGUUGCCGCACAAGGACAUUAACAGUGGGUUGAUUGGUGAGAUUAAGCUUGAGAAUGUUUCUGUGUUUUCGAUGUCAACGUGUUAUAAAAAGUUAACUGAUUCAAAUAUGAUGAUGGCCCUCGGAAACUUUUCACGCACGCCAUUGUCAGUAUUUUCUGUGCAGCCAACUUUUUGAAAACCGCCGGUGUGCUUUGUAAUUGGCCACUAGAGUAAUCAACAAUCAAUAUCUUUAUUGACUUUUUCUUCGACAUGAAGAUUUUAGUACCAAAACAAUCUAUAUAAUCACAAUUGAAACAAAGUAAAAUAAAAGUGAAGUAAGAGAGAAACGAACAGCAACAAUAACAUAGAACAUUAACAUAGAAUCUUACGUUGCUAUAUAUGUAUUGCUUCUACGCUACUCGUAUUUUGAAUUAGGGUUCGGACUUGUAACAAUUUAGAAUAUUUUCAAUGUAAGAGGCACUAAGAUUUAUAAUAAUAGUAUUAUAACCUCAGUAAAGAGUCAAACCAGGUCAAGGGAACUACCAUAGUUUUUAUUAUUGAAUCGAUUCAGUCAUUCGAAGCUUGAGUCCAGUAGAGGUGAAUACAGUUUGAGAAAUAGUCCCGAUUUUCGCUGAAAUGUUUAAAACGUCCAGUCACGUGACUCACUUACAAAAAAGUGAGCAAGCAAGUAAGGAUGGGAAACUGCUUGCCUAGUUCCACAAAUAUUCGAAAAGAUGUUUCUUGUUGAAAUGAAUAUCCACCUGUCCAGUGACUGAGUCAAACCAGUCCUCAGGUUCCCCGGCACUAUCCAUCGAAUUAACAGUACUUUUCUGUUGCACAAAACUGAAAAGAAAAGAACCGCGAAACGUUACAGAGAUGAAGCCGUAAUUAUAGUUACUUCUUGUUUGCCCUUAUUUUGUGUCCACAAUGUCAGGUAUCUUGCUGACGUGCAAAAGUGGAGCUUUAGAAGGAGGAAAGACAAGAGGUGUUGACAAAGAGUUUUUAGCGUUGUUUUCUGUGCUGGAUGAGAAUGAUAGUUGGCUGCUCGAUGAGAACAUUAAGACCUACUGCAGUGAUCCACAAGGAGUAGAUAAAGAAGAUGAGGGUUUUAUGGAGAGUAAUAAGAUGCACGCUAUAAACGGUUAUUUCUAUGGAAACCUACCGGACCUGGAAAUGUGCUUAGGAGAUACUGUUAACUGGCAUUUGGCUGGGAUUGGUAAUGAAGUCGAUUUGCAUACAGGUAAGAUUCGCCACAUUUAAGGGAAUUCAAGACAGUCUUGGAUUCUGGUUUUCACGCCGUGGAUUCUGGAUUUUUUGUCAGUAGAACUUGGAUUCUGCAUUCAAUCGUUAGUGGGAUCCCGGAUUCUUUGAGCUGUACUCCAGAUUCCAGAUUUCACAAGCAGAAAUCUACCGGAUUCCGGAAUCUGGUCAGAUUUCCUUACUUGGGGCGAUAAGAUGGCCAAAGCCGCAAUGUUGUAAGAACUUACAUUCAGUAAAGACCGUAUUUGUUAUUUAUAAGAACGCAGGCGGCAAUCAAUGUAAUGAGCGUAAAAGAGAAAAUGUUCCAUGAAAACGUAAAAAAGUGGUCUCGGUCCUUUUAGCUAAGUCGCUAAAGAGAAAAAGAUCUAUAGGUAAUCAGUAGGCACGCCACGACUAGCGUUUUGGCUAAAUGCGGGCCAAGAAAUUGUAACUAAGAAAAAUUACGGUAAUACGUGUUUUAUUGUUUUUUUUUUUUGGUAACUUGAACGUUGAAACAUGUUCAAGCGAUCAGCGCGUCUUACCCGCAACCUGCUGUUACCGUCUUUCAGUUUCAGUAUAGGUAUGAGUUAAUUAUAAACUCCUUAGGCUACUUUUGAUAGCUAACUGCUUUAUUUCCUUAUAGUUUGAGGUUUUUAUCAUUUUAUGUUUGUUUAUUAGUGUAGGAUUGUUUGAGUGAAUGAUAUGCCGGUAAACGUCCGCCGUAGCCCGCCAGCCCGGUGCGUCCAUCUCUCUAAUAAGAGCGGGCUCACAACGUACUUGAUGUUGAGGUUGCGUAGCUGGCGUUUUUUUUAACGCUGUCAAAGAAACACGGUAAAAUGGUGUGGUUUCUACUUUCCUCCUCCCCAUGCCUUUGUCUCUCUUUUUUCUUUUAUCCUCUUUCAUUUUUCUCGCUUUUUUCUUACGAAUCCUUUACCGCACUCCAAAGAAACCGCCAGCUGCGCUCAACAGCUGCACAGGCUAUCUUCUAGCCAAGAAACUCUCAGGCAAUUUUCAGGGAUUUUCAAAAUUGAAAUUUUACAUUUUCUUUCUAUCAAUAGCUUAUUUCCAUGGACAAACUUUUACAGUCGACAACCAUCGCAAAGACGUUGCUUCUCUUCUACCUGCCACUUUCGUGACGGCUUCUAUGAAGGCCUUAAACCCGGGGACGUGGAUGUUAAACUGCCUUGUUAACGAUCAUUAUAACGCCGGUAUGUACGCGCUGUUUAAUGUAACGAAGUGCGAUGGAAAAAAACAUCCAGUCCCAAGUGUAAGUGGCGGGAAAAAGCGGACUUACUACAUCGCGGCAAACGAGAUACCUUGGAACUAUGGACCAACUGGUAUGAAUAAUAUGAAUGGAGAGAACUUGACACUGGCAGAUAGGUACGAACGUCAUGAUCAGAUUUCAAUGAUAUUAAGCUCCAGUUCUAACGCUGCGUCACUCAUGUUUUGUAGUCGGACUUAAGAUUAACCUGACUAAUUCAAACGGCGUCAAACCAAAACAGAAAAAGAUUUUAAUGACGAUGAUGAUAAUAGAGUAAUAGAAAUGAAAAUGAUAACGAUAAUGACAAUGAUAGUAAUAAUUUAAAUUCUCUUCAUUUGUUCAUUAGUUUCGGCACAUGAAAAUAUCCGUUGUGCGAAUCAGCAGUCGCCCCAGUGUUGGAUAAUGCGACAGUGUCUGCCCAACUUAACGUUGCGUGCCGCACCAAACUUAACUACUGAACCAAACUGAUUCAAACGCCGGUUUUCCGUAUCUAAUUCAUCUGUAAAUGAAGGUGCAGCUGCUUUUUUCUGGAAUCAGAGCUGAGGGUUUGGCCAUGCUGUCUGAUCUUAUCUGUUCACUUGUGUGUGUUUUUUCCUAUUUGCUCAGCGACUCAGCCGUUUUCUUCGCCCGAGGUAACCAGAGGAUUGGAGGAACUUAUCUGAAAGCGAUUUACGAAGAGUACACAAGCAGCAGCUUUACAAGUAAAAAGAACAAACCGGCUCAUCUUGGUUUCCUGGGGCCCGUCAUUCGAGCGGAAGUCGGUGAUAUCAUCGAAGUAGUCUUCAAAAAUAACGUAAGAAAAUAGUGAUUUAGCCAUUUGAUUCUGGAUCCAAGAAAAGGGCAAUAAUUUCUUCAAAGUAUGUUCCUUGGCUAGUAACGGGCGAUGAAGUUAACCUGUGAGAGUGAAGAAUGAUCAUCGCAGUAAUUUUUCCAAUUUAAGCAAUUGGAAAGAAGAAGCCUGAAAAAAAUCAGGGCUUUAACGGGAUUCGAACCCGUGACCUCCGCGUUACCGGUGCGUUGCUCUACCAACUGAGCUAUGAAGCCACACAUUGGGAGCGAGGUCAAUUUAUUGAAUUAUUUCAUAUACUUCACAUCAGUUCACUCCUCACGGGAGAUAUGAACUCAAAGCUGUUGUUUUGUCUACCAAAUCUAUUGUUAUUUUUGACGUUCUCGUUGCUGUCGCGUCAUCGGAUCGAAUAGGGACUUUAAGAUCCAACGACGCGGACGGCAACGAAAACGUCAAAAAAACAAACAAACAAACAAUAGGGUUUAUAAGCAAAACAACAAGUUUGCACGUGCAUCGCACUUAUUUGUACAUUUCUUUUCCCGUUUUUGCACGACUACGACGUGAAAAUGGCUAAUUUCGCGUUUUAUGGAGAACGUAGACAAGCAAAGACGAAAUUUAAUUUCUCUUUCUGAACUUGGAUAUGGUCCCUAGGAAUUUAACUACAGGAGGGUUCGCCAACAUUUGACACAGUAAGUGGGUAGGAAUAAUUGCGAUGAAGACUGAAAGAACGCAAAGUCACUUUUUAAGGGACGUUCUCGUUGCCGUCGCGCCGUUGGAGCUUAAAGUCCCUAUUACCUAUCAAACGAAAUGGUUUAAAGGGAGAAAUAAAGGAUACAAACGAGAGGAGUUUUUGAAAUGAUUGCCAAACAAUCAUUAAACAUGUAUUUAAUUCAUUUGUAUUUUCUUUAUAGGUUAUUAAUGAGUUUGAGAUAAAUUACUUAAGAUUCGGAGUUUCUUCAUUUUUCAUGCAGGCAAAUCACAACUACAGUAUUCAACCACAUGGCGUCUUCUUCAACAAGUCUAAUGAGGGAGCCUUAUACCAAGAUCAUACAUCCGGGGCUGAAAAAGCCGAUGAUAUUGUGCAACCAGGCCAUAUUUACACUUACCGGUGGACUGUACCCGAGCAUGUGGGGCCAACAAAUGCUGACGCACAAUGUGUCACGUGGUUAUACUAUUCAAGCGUAGAUCCAGUUAAGGAUACUUAUUCUGGUGAGUUUCGAGUAUUAAGCUAUUCCCUCUGAGAGAAUAAACAGUCAGUUGCAGAGAGUAACUCGCAUACGAAGCGCUAUUUUCCCGCGCUUGCAUGCGGCUGCAUGUUUUCCCGCCGUAUGGGAGUAGUAGGGAGCUUUAGCAUCUACAACGCCCACUAGUUAUUCAGUUGAAGUACUUUCCCGUGUUACCCUCGUUAAAUAAAGUAGACUAUUAUUAUUAUUAUUAUUAUUAUUAUUAUUAUUGUUAUUAAAACAGCGAAAUCGUCACAAAAAGUAAAUUCGCGCUGCUUCAAACUUAUUCGCUUUUAUUCUAUCUCGUUCAAUUUGUUAAAUAAUGGGGGAAGUUAAUUUCUGGAGUUGAAUUCUAAAAGACUGUAUCUAAAUUCAUUAAAUCGUUUUCUCGUGUUCAUGUCCUUCAUAAAUCGUGAAAUUAGGUACUUUAACGUCGUAAUCGUGCAACAACAGCAGAGUAAGCCACGAAAAGGCCUGAUGUACUUGCAGAGUUGUUGUUUUGCUUAUCUAAACCUACUGCUUUUUUGCCGUUGGCUCGUUGCCGUGUCUCCUGAGUCUUUGCUAAAGAUUCCCCUUAGGCCUAGUAAGCGCAGUUGCCAUCGGCUCCCAGGUUUUCCGAAGUGUGUCCAGUUACUUCAAUUUUGUUAUUCGUUUAGACUUUCGCAUAGCCAUUCAAACACAUAUCUAACAUAGUUUAGGUUUUUUCUUAUGUAGGUCUAUUUGGUCCAUUGCUAACGUGCAAAAAGGGAUCGCUGAACGAUGACAACACACAGAAAAACAUCGACAAAGAAUUUGUUCUACUUUUCACCGUCACAGACGAAAGUGGCUCAUGGUAUCAUGAUGAAAACAAGAAAAAAGCGCAAAACUGGCAACAGAUAAAUGAUGGUAUGCUAGAAACAAUCUAAAAAAUCCUCAUUUAUUCUAUAUCAUGUUUAUUGACCUGCUCCCCUCCUUUUUCUAAGGUUAUGUUCACUCUGUACCGGAUAGCUUUUGCGCUGGCGUGAAAGCCGUACCAGAUAGGGCUUCUAUUCACAUAUAAGUAUGUGUAAUCAAAUGGUGACGAGUGAAAUUAUUCCCUAAUUUCACGAGUAUACCAUUUGAUUACCUAAUAAUAUCAUGGGUGACGAAUUACGUUAGCCAUCGAGGAUUUUUGACUUGUUUAUCCUGCAUCGUAUCGAUCGAUCGUGAACUCCACACUCAAACGUUUAGAGCUAAAAUUUGGCUUAAGUUUUCAGAAUUUUUCGACAACAUACCUCUAAGAAUCCUUCUUGAUGUGCUCUUUCGUGUGUUCAGGUUUUCUAAAGCGUCUUUUUACGCCCUGACAUCUUCGUUCAUGACACUUUAAAACUUCGUCGCCAUCUUGAAACGGAGACGUACGGUAGGUUGCCAUGGCAAUUUAGUAAUUUCACAUGUGAAAUUACAAAUUAACGCUGAAAUUUCGCGCCAAAAUUAAGGAGUAAUUCGUCACCUAUGAUAUUAGAACGGUAAUUUUCGGUGCGAGUUUUGUAACUGAGUGAAGCUGCGCCUCGCUAAUCUCGAAAGUGGAGCGUCACGUAUCGUAUAGGUUUUGUGCCACACUUUGGUGCAGUGUGAACACCGCCGGGUAUUCGGACCGUAGAGGAAGUGAAUAAUAGGAACGAGGACUGGCAUGAAAUCCACAGAGACGGAAGUAAAUAUUCAGGAGCGAGGACUGGAUUUUACUUUACCCUUUCGGCCAACCGCUCAGGCAUGAUGUUCGAUGUGUCUGAACGAUUUGUUCCAGUUUUGUGCCGUUGCUGAAUGAAAUGAAUGAAGAGUCGUAGAUGAGAGGACAACAAACGUGCCCUCUUACAACAGUAAGCACGGACGUCAGCACACAAAUUAAAGGCGCCACUGGGAGCCGCUUUCAGUCCAUUUAUAAGCUUACUGUACCCACCCAGCCCAUGAUGUGAAUGAUGUGAAUGUGCUGUUCACACUAUAUCUGAUACAUUUUCGUGUCGGCACGAAAAGAUAUCCGGUAAUAGUGUGAACAGAGCGUAAGAGUAAAAGCCCUGGGAACGAUGUUGGGCUGUGAGGGCGCCGAUUCAUGUUUGCUUCCAAACGAGAGCGAGACCUAGACCAGGUGCAGCUUGAGUAUACGUUGAAAAUUUGGUGAGGCCAAAUUACCAGUUUUAAUUAGCCCCUAAUCGAGUGUAAAUUGAUCGUCAGUUUUUACUUCACAGUAUUAAAGGUAGAAUUCUCUUCACUUGCUCUUCGAAUGAAGAACUUUUCUGCCGACUCAAAGUAGAACAAAGCUUAGUGCUCUCAUUCACUAAGUGCCCUCUUUAGCUCUCGUCUUUUUUCUGUCCCCAUUGAAUUCACGAAACAAGAAAGAAACUGGGCCGAGUUAACUUUCGCAAAGAUUUCUGGGUCUGUUGCUAGGGACAGGGGAAACAAUAGCUCAAAAGCUGACCGCUGACCGCUGCAGCCGCGGUCCCAGAAACAAUUGGAAAAAUAAGACGCGAACUGUACCAUUUAUACGAGCUUGUCCUAUCUAAGACGAGAACAGCUCGUGUAAAUGUUUCACGUCUUAUUUCUGUUCUUGACUCGUUUUCAUGUGAAUAUUGCCCGUAGCAACGGCAAUCCAAUGUGGCGCGCCAAAAUUAACGCCUGCGUACUAUGCGUUCGCGUCUUAUGUAAGACGCGAAGGUCAUUUAUACGAAGUUUUUCUCAUCUUAGCUAAGACGCGUCUUAUCUAAGAACAGGUGUUAAGGGCUGUUCUAAAAUAAGGCGCUUCUUAGCUGAGCCGCGUCUUAUUUUAGACGAAAUGUGCCGUUUAUACGGAAAGUUCGCGUCUUAUUUAAGACGCGUGCUAUGUAAGACGCGUCUUAUUUUUCCUCGUAUAAAUGGCCCUAUUUUGGCUCAAUUGUCUUCUCGUUUCUAAAGUGGCGAAUUGAUUUGUGAACAUUUCAGAAGAUGAAGAUUACCUCGAAAGUAAUAAAAUGCAUGGCGUCAACGGAUACUUGUACGCCAACCUACCCGGAUUACAGAUGUGUCUAGGCGAGAAAAUAUCCUGGCAUGUGAUCGGCCUUGGAAAUGAAGUGGACAUGCACACAGCCUACUUUUACGGAAACACCUUCCUGCAUGAUGGGAGUGUAAAGGACACACUCAGCUUACUGCCAGGUCAGUAUAUAGCCGGAGAGCUCCAGCUCCUAGCAACAACAAGAGCCACUUAAGUGUGAAAUUUAAGGGAAUGCUUUUGGAGUUGAAUUCAUGGGAAAUUCGCACCCAAGUUUAGAUAGAGCAAGAAUAGUUUGUCGCUGUGUAUAUGUUGUGGCUCAAUUUUAUCCUUGGUUUGAAUUUUAUUUUCCUUGGUUUUGGUGUAUGGUGAUGUUAUGAUAACGAGUUUAAAACAAAGGGUAAUAAAAUUUAAACAAGGAUAAAAUUGAACCACGACAUAUACGUCCGUAGCAGAGCGUGCAAAAGGGGGAAAUGGAAAAUCCGUUACUUUUCGCGUUUUCAAGCGACGUGGCUGUAGCUAAUUACAUCGCAUCUUCUGGUUCAGUGAUACAUUCAUGAUCUCAAUCCAUAGAAUUUUCCUGUAUCCACAAUACUUUGUAUUUGCAGUUUAUAGAACACGGAACCAGUAUUAUGAAAGGGUAGGGUCUCGUAAAUCUAAUGAGGAAGUAGUUUCCUUUGGACGAGGAACCUAAACUUGGUAGAGAGCCAUCAGACGAGUACAAAUCUCUGUUUAAUUAUCUUCAAUUUUGAGUAAGAACAUUCAUUGUUUGGUGUCAAAGCAUAAUGUAGAGUACAGAGAAAGAAAUCCUUAUAGCUACAAAAAUUUUCACUCUAUUUUAGGCGUAUUUGCCACUCUAACAAUGACGCCUGAUAACGCGGGAGAAUGGGCGCUAGUCUGUCGGACCAAUGAUCACUACUCUGCUGGCAUGCAGGCUAAGUACACCGUCGGAAACUGUGGGAAAGCUCCUACCAAAAAGCCGUCUGGGAAAGUUCGUCGUUACUAUAUUGCUGCAGUUGAGGUGGAAUGGGACUACGCGCCCUCUGGUCAGGAUGUGCUGGAAGGAGUGCCGCUGGAAGAGAGCGAGUCAGUAUAACAUGCAAAGCUUAUUUGGGUAGUUUUAAAUUGCGAGUCGAGUGUAAUUGGCUAAAAAUCCCGCGCUAUUGUUUUUCGACCAAUCAGAAGUGCGACAGGGCCUGUGCGCGUUUUCUUGUGCGUGAUGCCAGCUAGGGUCUGGCUCACUAAGUUUCUCGCAUUCUAAUGACCCUCUUCCAUUUGCAAUUUCCCAAUAACUAGUUAUAGCACUGCGAGGGUAUCAAAACAUGCGGCGGGAUACUGCCGCUAAGCGAAGUUUCGUUAGCCUGCAAACGCAGUCGUGUCAGUCCGCGUUCCUUGCGCAAAAGAUUUCGUUGCAUCAUAACUCGACUGUGGGUACUUUCUCUUUCAGUGACGCAAAAACAUUCACAGCAGGAGGAGACGAGCGAAUAGGUCGAAAAUAUAUAAAAGUUGUGUAUCGUGAGUACACAAAUGCACAGUUUAAAGAGCAGAAAGAACGGACCGCAGCUGAUAAGCACCUGGGUGUACUGGGUCCAAUUUUACGCGCUGAAGUUGGAGAUACGAUGGAGGUAGUGUUCAAGAAUAUGGCGUCAAGUGGAAUGAAAUUCUCCAUGCACCCGCAUGGCUUAUAUUACAGGUAUAAAGCAAUGUGCUUUUUGUCUUAUUUCUUGGAUGAGGUUUUUGUGAUAUGCGGAAUAAUCAAGGUCGAGGUAAGUGUUACCAGCCGAGCCAAAGGCCGAGGCUGAUAACACUUACCGAGACCUUGAUUAUUUAGGAUAUCACAAAAACCGCGCGAAUCUAAUAAUUGUUUUAUUAUUAUUACAUUGUUUUGAAGAAAAUAAUGACAAACACACAGUCGCAAGGAACCUGAAUGGAUAUUGUUAUUGGAAAUCAUGCAUUGCGCGCGCAACCUACAGAUUAGUAAAUUAUCUGCCAGCAGAUAACUAACUAAUCUGCAGGUUGCGCUGAUUUCCAAAAUUAGCCGUACGCUCUUAGCCAAUGAGAAGACAGAAAGUGAGUACAAUGUAUAAUAAACGCUUUUCAACUUCGUCCUAUGUAAGGGAUUCCAAUAUCCGAAAAAUUUUUGCUUGUGAAAUCUGGAAUCUUGGGCUUUGGAAUCCGGAAUCCCACUAACAAUUAGGAAUCCAGUACCUGGAAUCCGGAAUCCACGGUGUGGAAUCUAGAAUCCAAGAUGUUGUGUUCUAAUUGCUUUACUGAAACAGAACAAGAAGAGCGUAAAAGUUGACUAUCCGGCGUCAUCGUUACGCCAUUAGGGAGCUUAAGAACCACGACGAAGUUCACGACGACGACGUCUGUUGACUGGAACGAGAACGUCAGUUUCGGCGGGAAAAAGGAAACUUAAGAUGCAGUCGAUCGGUAGGUCGACGACGACACUGAAUGUAAACAAACAUGUAGAAGUAGUACAACUGUGAUGUUCGUUCGCAACAAAGUUUUUUCGCAAAGGCGUCUUUUAAGACGAUGCAAGGUCUUAUUUUAUAAGCCGUACGUCUACUUUCAUUGACGAUGAAGAAUUUUUAGUGUUGUCUGACCUUUUCGAAUGGAAAAAUCUCUGCUUUCCGUACGAAGGUUAUUCAACUUUCAACCUGAAUAACAUGACCGAGUCCGAUUGUCUGUCAGAGUUUAGAUUUGGAAAAAGAGACAUUCCGAUGCGAUAGCUGUUUUCCAUAUAAAGUUCAUUCCCUCUAUUUUAAAGAUAUAUGAUUUGCCUGACCUAAAUACGUACAAAUAACUUACGAGUUCGCUCGCUCGGCCUGCACAGCUCAGUGUUGUCUUCGAAGUAAACACAAUUCAUCAGUCAAAUUUUCAAGCAACAUCGCUUGUUAGGAGAAAAAAGAAAGGAUACCUGGAUUUACGAGAUGAAAAAAUACAAAUCCCUUGAAAAAUCGCUUAAAAACAGGGAGUUAUACCUGCCGAAGCUUGUGGACUGCAGGACGACGUGAUUCUACUGUGUUUGGCGUCGUCGACGACAGCACGACGACGAAAUUUGUUGACCGCGCUUGCGCAGUGCACGAUAUCUCACUUCCGGUCGUCGUCGACAAAGUCGUCGUCGUGGUUCUUAAGUUCCCUAUUAUCAAGACUAUAUCUAAUUAAAUACAUUUGCAUAAUUUGUUUCUUAGAUAGUCUUGAUACUGGCGUUUCGAUGACGCCAAAAUUACGUCGACUUUUUACGCUCUUAUAUUCUCAUUGCGAUGUUUAUUUCUUGUUAUCGUUCGUGUCUUUUAUUUCCAGCAAAGGCUUUGAGGGCUCAGACUAUAAGGAUGGCACACGUGGCAGCGAUAAAGUUGAUAACAGCGUAGAUUCUGGUAAAAUGUUUAAGUAUUCUUGGGAGGUCCCAGAACGCGCUGGGCCCGGAACAGAUGGCCCUGCCUGCUCCACAUGGGCCUAUUACUCAGAUGUUAACCCAAUAAAGGACACAAAUAGUGGUCUUGUGGGUCCACUUAUAGUCUGCAAAAAGGUGAGGAACAAUUGAUUGGCCGAUGUCUUACUCUGAUUUAGUUAAUUAAACAGAAAUUUUCCAUUAUUGUGUUAUAUUGAUCAGGGACAUUUUUGAUGGGAACACUUUUGUUUCACGUCUAAAGUAAGAUGCAUUUCUAAAUACCGGAUCAAAAAAGGCGUGACCGUCCCGUGGUAGUUCGCUUAAUGCAUGCCCUGAUUUUCAGACAGUCUUGGAUGCUCUAAUGAUGCUAGUUUAAUAAAAGGUUGUAAUGUAAUUUGAGUGAGUAACAGACAAAUAAAUCCACGCGAAGGAUUUCGCUUAUUUUAUAGCCUUCUACAUCUACAUUCUAGAUGUAGAAGGCUAUAAAAUAAGCGAAAUGCGGAAGGUGCAACAUGUAAAGAAGGUUAUUAUAAGCUGCUGUUUGCUGAAAUAAUUUUUUCGUAUGUCAUUUUAAUUUAUUAUUGUAUUACAGCAGGCUCGGUAAACCCUUGACUUUUGCGAAAAAGAAACCUUAAAUUGAAUUGACUUAUCUGUAAAACACCAUAAUAGAGACGUGUUAUGGAUGUUAAACGGUUGGGAUGUUCCUUAGUCCAGUUCUGGCCCCCCUCUCUCUAUCACACAACGCCGACGUUGCGUGACAGAGAGAACAUAGACUAGAUGUUCCCCUCCGGGCUAUUACAAUUUUUCCUUGGGCGUUGAGCUCCACUCCUCCUUUGCGCUUUCGUUCUUAAUUCUAUUAGGAAGUUACAUGAAAACAAAUGAGGGUAAAGGGAUUUACCCUCUUGAUUUUAUGUAUGAGCAAGCAGGCUUGCUGACUUAUUGUUGUGAGCUAUCUCACGCUAAUCUUUGUGUUUCCUGUGGUUCCUUGGGUGUUCUGUCCCUAUUUAGGCUUUACAAUCUAGAUUUGUGUUCAGUCAGGAUGAUUUUUGAAAGUGAAGAAUGAUCAAAUAAAUUUUUCAAUUUAAGCAAUUGGAAAGAAGAAGCCUGAAAAAAAAAGCCCUGAUUUUUUUUUCAGGCUUCUUCUUUCCAAUUGCUUAAAUUUCGAUGAUCAUUCUUCACUUUCAUCUACCACCGCAGUUCAGAAAUGAAUUAUUUCAUAUACUUCACGUCAGGAUGAUUUUUAGCAAGUAUGUCCAGCCUUAUCAUCAUAUAAAAUCUUUGUUCAAAAUUGUAACACCCUUGGUGCGUCAUUCUAAUUGCGCUAAGUUUGACACAUUGUGGCGCGCAAGAAGUUGCAAAUUAUGUUCGUUUGACUGUAAACUGGCCAAUAAUGACCCAAAUCAUGAAACUGCUGUAUAAGAUGCCAAGGGUCUGUAGUUUAAGCAGUGUGUAAAUGACAGUUCAUCGUUUCUCAGAUGAUGUUUUGCUGCCCAGCAUCUGCUCAGAGCAUUAUACUUACAAUUUGUAACUUCUUGUUUUACACUUUAUCAGGGUACUCUGAAGGAUCCAUAUACACGAAAGGAUGUAGAUCGUGAAUAUGCGCUUAUGUUUACUGUUCUGGAUGAGAAUGAGAGCUGGUACCUUGACCAAAACAUCGACACUUACUGCAAAAAACCAGGAAAUAAAGAGACUCUUAAGGGAAACGAAGACUUCAAGGAAAGCAACAAAAUGCACGGCAUCAACGGGUUUGUGUUUGGCAACUUGAAAGGACUGGAAAUGUAUCAGAAGGAAAAAGUAAACUGGUACCUGGUUGGUAUUGGAAACGAGGUUGAUAUGCACACGGUUCACUUUCAUGGGCAGACUUUCCUUCAUGUAAGUAACAUCAUAGAAUUAAUUUACAAUUUAUAACGGAUCAUAAUAGAAAUUAAGACCAGGGAUCAGAUUAAUAACACUUUUACACGUGUAAUUUACAAGUGUAGCCAUUGUUUUAGAGUCUGAAAACAAUAGCUAUACUUGUAAGUUACACCUGUAAAAGUUUUCUAAAUUGACCCCUGUUUCAGUGCUACUGUUGUUCUAAGCUGGCUCAGCUUCAGCGCGAUUCUAGCGCGUGCAUAGCACGACUUGUUUUCGGACGUUGAAUUUAACUCAGUAAAAUAGCUGUUGCGGCUGUUGCGGAAAUAAAAAGCGGAUUAGUGAAAAUUUAUUAGUUUAUUUUAAUGUAUUUAUAAUUUAUGAAAUGAGUUCGGCACGGCAGUAGCAUGACGUUUAAAACAGGCCUAACCUUGCUUUGAUUUACAAGGCUGAAAAAAUUCGAAUUGACAUGGAAAUCAUUCAAAUCAGCAUGUAGAUUUUGUUUUCAUCAGUUUCAUGCAUGUCAGUUCUCAUUGAGGCCCAGACCUGCAUUUCGAUAAUCCAUAGGCUGAAAUGUCGUCUUUGCGACCUGUGAAUUAACCAAGAGCGCAGACUUCUGACUGGGAAGGGAGGAGGAGGAUAGGGAGAGAAGAGAAGACCUUCUCAGAAUCAAGCAUACCUUUAACAGUUGUUUUUCUUCGGCAGAAACGUGUUGCAUACCAUCGUGAAGACGUGUAUGAUCUUUUCCCGGGAGUCUUUGCAACCGUGGAGAUGAUUCCUGACAGCGUUGGAGUCUGGAUGCUGCACUGUCACGUGAAUGAUCACAUGGUUGGCGGAAUGGAGACAACUUAUACUGUUAAGGGUAAGUUAAGUUUGUCUCAGUGAACGAACUGCAGCGUACAUGUGUCAGGCCAGAACAAUUCAGUCCUUUCUAAAACGGCGUUAGCCACGUGUAAAUGAUACCUGGGUGCUCUCUGGUUUCCAGAACGCACGUUUCCGGGAAAAUCAUCUGAGGAGAAGCGGUCAAGGAAAGGCUUUUCUCGGAAAGCGCAAAAAAAGAGAAAAAAACGAUUAAUCUCCAUAUUGAGCUCUCAUUUUAUUCCUAGUUAUAACCGAAGGUUAGACGGAGUGCGGGCGACAGCGAUCCAAGGUCAAAACGCCGUUGCUCCAACGCUGUGCUUUGCCUAAAUUUCACGUGACAGAUAGUUAAAACACGCAUGAUCAGAUUACGAGUGAUGGAAGGUACAAACGCGCGUGGUAAAAUAGCGUUCUGUACAUUCCUUUCAUUCUUAGUGGAAGUCCAAACGAACGCUGGCUACGUACAUGCGACGCAUGCGUCAUAACGUCCUGGCCCGGGUUGCUCGAAGCAUGGUCAGUGCUUACCAGCGUUAAAUACCAUGGAAACCUAUACAUUUUGAUACCUCUUAACCAACGGUUAGCGCUAACCAGGCUUCGAGCAACCGGCCCCUGGACGUUAGGAUUGCGGGCUCCUCUUGUCGCCCGCAAUAAUGUACAUAGAUAUUAAUGACAAAACUGUAUUAAUUAGUAAUGAUUUGGAGAAACAUAAACAUAAAAAAACUAACGAAAUAAAGUUCCGACGUUUCGGCGAGAUCAUGACGCCAUUAUCAAGGAAUGGAAAUAAAUGCGAGUUCAAAUGAUUUUUGAAUACUUUAACGCCAUUUGAACUCUUAUUUAUUUCCAUUCCCUAAUAAUGGCGUCAUAGUGUCACCGAAAUGUCUGAACUUUAUUUCGUUAGGUUGUACAUGAUAAUAAAACUGUGUUAAUUCCAUGAAUUCAUAGAUGGUUCACUGAAGCCAACCACCGAUUUCAUUGGUCCAUUCAGUACCGCAGGCUCACCUUUGUCCAGCAGUUAUAUCAUCUGCUUGCUGAUAGCUGUUAUUGUGACUGUAUUUUGAAUGCUGUUUUGGAGAGGAAAGUAGACAGUAGAUUAGCUUUUAAUAGCAUUCUUUUAUAAUAGGUAGCUGACCAUAUGGCCCUUUUAAUCAGACUGUGAACUCACGUGACCGACUGAGCGACCGUAUGACUAACUCAUCAGAGAAUGAAUAUUUGAAAGACUGAACAACUGACAGACCACCGUAAAAACCUCCGUCUCCCGUACGGAUUGGUUAAUAAGGUAUAAUAAACCCACUCCUGCUGAUAAUCGGAUCUAAAUGUAGUCGAAAAAACGGACCGACCUUCCAACUCCGCGAGGACGACCGUGAGAGACUUUACUCAUGAUAUAACCGCCAUCUUUGCAAGCGCGUGAAGGCUAUUGGGAUGGAUGUAAACAAUGUCGUGUGGUCAUACGCAGAGCCGAGCUGGACAAACAAUCUUUCUUUUAAAGAUAUUAAAUUUUCGGACUAGCGAGUGUGCUGUUUUUCUGGCAUGUAGUUGCUAUCUUUGAUUUUAUAAGCAGUGGAAGACUGGGCCGGAACCCAUUUGACUCGUGCAGCAAAACUCACGCGAAUCAUUGUAGUGCUUGUACGAUCACCAUGAAACGACUGCAUGGGAGGCUCACUCAGGCUAAGAAUCAGCCAAUAAAAUCUGCCAAUACAAGCAACGCCGGUCCGAGUUUGUUUAUUCCUCCCAUGAAUAUGGGAAAAAUCGACGGUAUAAAAGUUUUGUGGUUACGGUCACUUCGUUCCAUUUUCAGGUCAUUCCAUUUUAUAGUCAGGUCGUUCCACAGUUUCAGUAUAAAACUCGAUGAGAUAAAGAGCGAUUGUUUUUGCUUUUUGGCUUAAAGAACGCGAGGUAUCCAUAUAAGUAAUACCUUUAUUUCUGCUCCUGGCUUUAAGACUUGUGAAAAAUUCUGGCUAUAUUGUGGAACGAUCCUACUCUUAAGUGAAAGAUCUGGCUUGGAACGAUCUGACCAUGGAACGAAAAGACCGGAUAACAUUUGUUUUCAUAAUUAGUUAUUUUCACCAUAACGACUGUACGACGAACCGCCUCGUGCUGGACAGCGAAUAUCCUACAGACAGACCAUGUGACCAUUGGAUUUUAAGGUGGUCAGUCUACAUACAGAAGAGGUUUUUUUGUAGAAUAUUUAUCUAGGAACUAAAAGACGCUUUUUUAUGUUGAAUGUUUUGGAAUCAGACUGUUCUUAGGAUGAAGCUGCAGCAACGAAAAUAGCUUCCUGAACUCUGUAAAACACGAGUUUUUACUUCGAAUACUGAGUUCCUUGAUUUUAAGACAGUACAAUUUUAUUUUGCUCAGAAAAAAAAAAAGAAGCAAAGAGCGCUU
Porites lobata is the source of this 19037-nucleotide messenger RNA. The record is from the annotation of a GenBank genome assembly. NCBI's taxonomy places the organism in Eukaryota, Metazoa, Cnidaria, Anthozoa, Scleractinia, Poritidae.